AUGGAUAAUCUGACAUUUCUAAUAUCGUUGAUUAGUGGUGGUUGUGCUGGUACCUCUACUGAUUUGGCAUUUUUCCCCAUUGAUACCGUUAAAACUAGAUUACAGGCUAAAGGUGGAUUCUUCGCUAACGGUGGAUGGAGUGGAAUUUACAAAGGUUUGGGAUCAUGUGUGGUUGCAUCAGCUCCAUCGGCAUCAUUAUUUUUCAUCACUUACGACUCAAUGAAAGUUUAUACUAAAGAUUGGUUCAGUCUGCCUGCUUUCAGUCAUAUGUUUCUGGCCCUGUGUGGUGAAAUAGCUGCAUGUCUUGUAAGAGUCCCGGCAGAGGUAAUCAAACAACGUACCCAAGCUGGUCAUAUAGGUGUUGGAAAUAAAGCUUCUUCUUGGGCUAAUUUCUUAUACUUAUUGAAAAACUCAAGUGGUGAAGGUACCAUCCGAGGAUUGUAUCGUGGUUGGAAUACCACCAUCAUGAGAGAAAUCCCCUUCACCAUCAUUCAAUUCCCUCUCUAUGAAUGGUUGAAGAAAAAAUGGUCAAGCCUUGAAAACGGCGAACAAUUAUCCUUAUUAAAAGGGGCCAUCUGCGGUUCUAUUGCCGGGGGUGUUGCUGCAGCCCUGACUACCCCUUUGGACGUGAUCAAAACAAGAAUCAUGUUGAAUAAAGACCGUAUUGGCAUCUUACCUCUAGUUAAAACCAUGAUCAAAGACGAAGGCUACAAAGUCUUCUUGAACGGUAUCGGCCCAAGAACCUGCUGGAUCAGUGCCGGUGGUUCCAUCUUCUUAGGAUGCUAUGAGCUAGUCCAUACCACUCUAAGCCGUAACAUGGCCUUCUCCCCAUGAUUUUGCAUCUUUUAUAUAGAAUCUUAUUAAUCGAACAUCAAAUCUUAUUAAUCAAUGAGUCC
Messenger RNA from Hyphopichia burtonii NRRL Y-1933, 896 nucleotides. RefSeq lists its product as uncharacterized. Bases 1 to 834 code for a protein of 277 amino acids. The transcript has 2 exons. Gene Ontology annotation, cellular component: mitochondrial inner membrane. Gene Ontology annotation, molecular function: S-adenosyl-L-methionine transmembrane transporter activity. Gene Ontology annotation, biological process: transmembrane transport. Lineage: Eukaryota; Fungi; Ascomycota; Pichiomycetes; Serinales; Debaryomycetaceae. The record is from RefSeq and is a predicted model, not a curated record.